GCGUCGCGUGUCGUCGCCGAGAACUCGGUCGUGAGGCGAGCGCGAGCGCAGCGGUUUUCUGGGGUAAAGGGAGUAGCAAAGCAAACCUCUCGGGGGGCCUGCAGGUCCAGCGGGGGAUCACGUGACCCAUGUGUUUACCAAAAUGGUGAAUGUCCGUGGUGCGAUACGAACGGCACUGCGUUCCGUCCGCACGGGAGCGGCCGCGGGGCGCUCGGAUGCGUAAAUAGCCGCGAUCAGCUGUGCUACGUGCGCGGAGCGGAUCGGAGCAGAGAGAGAGAGAGAGAGAGAUAGAGAGCGCACGCAGUGCUUCGGCGUUCCGCGAUCGUACGGCGUCGUCGUCCCGACCCCGUCUCUCGACACGGCGUCGCGCGUCGCGUCCCGGACGAGUCGAUCAUCGCCGUCGUCGUCGUCGUCGUCGUCGACGGCGGCCCCGUUUCUCGCCUCGUCCUCCGCGGCUGCUGGCAUUGUCGCCGCCGCGCGACGCGUCGCUUGCGGGCGAAAGUUGGAAAGUGGAUGCGAUCGCGGGAGAUGCCAAGACCCGACGCGGAGGCGGUCACGGUACGACGGUCGCUUCCUAGCCGCGCGAUGCUGUUACGCUAGACGCGAGCCUCCCGCGAUGUCGUUCGUUCGUUCGUCGUUCGUCUCGUUGCGCCCCGAGCUUGUCCUCGAUUCGCGCGCCGUCCGUACCGUAAGCUCACGCUAGAAUCUUUAUUUCCUUACAUUGCACCGCUAAGAGGGUGACCCGAGGCUUCCACAGGCCUAAUUCCAUUCGCCAAUAAUGCUGAACUCGAGGGACACCAGUAGCAGAUGAUCUCUGAUAGGUUAGUGCGAGUAAAAAGCACUUCAACAACGGACAUCUAAAUGUCAGGAGGUGUCCUCGCAUAGCGCUGAGUGCUGCGGCCAGGCAUUCUUAAACAUGGCCACGUAUCAAGUCGACUACCAGUGGGCUUACUCUAUAAUGGAUUCAUCCAGGAUAUCCACUUUCCUAAUAUCAAUUCUACUGAUAGUUUACGGUAGUUUCCGAUCUCUAAACAUGGAGCAGGAGGCGAGGGAAAGAGAGAAGGAGAAGGAACGUAGUAAUUUAUUGACUGGGAUUACGAGUAACAGCAGCGCCGGCAGCCCGGACGGCGCUAACGGAGGAAGAGUCCAAACUCUCGAUACGAUGCACGCUCUCUGUCUACCUCUCGGUGCUUCCAUUUCUCUACUCGUCAUGUUUUUCUUUUUCGACAGUAUGCAGAUGCUUCUUGCAAUUUGUACAGCCAUUAUAGCCACAGUUGCAUUGGCGUUUCUUUUAUUGCCCAUGUGUCAGUAUAUCAUUAGACCGUGUUCUGAUGGUAAUAAAAUAUCUUUCGGCGUCUGCGGGAGAUUUACGGGUGCCGAGUUACUCUCGUUUUCGCUCAGUGUGAGUAUAGUAUGCAUCUGGGUCUUGACCGGACACUGGCUGCUGAUGGACGCAAUGGGUAUGGGCCUGUGCGUGGCAUUUAUCGCAUUUGUUCGACUACCUAGUCUCAAGGUAUCCACAUUGUUGUUAACCGGACUGCUGAUUUACGAUGUCUUCUGGGUUUUCUUUUCGUCCUACAUAUUCAGCACAAACGUAAUGGUUAAGGUAGCAACUAGGCCUGCAGAUAAUCCAGUGAGUCUCGUGGCUAGAAGAUUACAUUUAGGUGGCGUGGCAAGAGCCGCGCCGAAACUACCUUUACCUGGAAAAUUGGUAUUCCCAUCGAUGCAUCAAGCGGGACAUUUUUCAAUGUUGGGCCUCGGCGACGUUGUCAUGCCGGGUCUCCUGCUCUGUUUUGUUCUGCGAUACGACGCAUACAAAAAGACUCAGCUGUUGCCCGGCGGCUGCGAAACUGGAGUACCGCCGCCGCGCCAUUUCAGCCGAAUUAGCUAUUUUCAUUGCUCCUUGAUCGGUUAUUUUCUUGGUCUACUUACCGCCACUGUAAGCUCUGAGGUGUUCAAAGCUGCGCAGCCUGCCUUACUGUACCUUGUGCCCUUCACUUUGUUGCCGUUGCUCACGAUGGCGUAUUUGAAGGGAGAUUUGCGUCGAAUGUGGAGUGAACCAUUCAUAUCUCAGCAACCUUCUAAACAUAUGGACGUUUGACAAGAGUCAUGGGUCUCUGUAUAUUGUGUUGUAUUGGAGGCAAAAUUCUUGCAUGAUAUUCAUCGUCAUAUAACUUCACAUUCUUAUUUUCAUCAAUGUCAUUUAAUGUAAGUAAUUUUUUCUACACAUACACACAUGUGCGCAAUUCAUUCGCAUUCUUUUUCAAAGUCAAUAUGACAUACAGAGAAUGAAUCAGAUCUUAAGGAUCAAUAUGAUUAUUUGCGAUGCAAAAAUACAUGUAAAAAAAAUACAUUAUACCGCAUAAAUAAUUUAACUGUAAUAUAAUGUCACGGAUGUAAUGUUAGCGAUGCAAAGAACUUUUUACCGAAACAAUAGAGAACAAAACAAAGUCUCUGAGAAUAUUUCUAGAAUGCCAAAUGGACGUAUACUAUUGGCAUUCUUUCUGUGUCUUAACUUGAUGUCGAGUAUAUGAAUAGAUAUUGUGCACAGUAGAUAAUCGCAACCGAUAAUUAUCGUCAUUUUCAAGCUACUAAGUAGUAACUAAAGACUAUGUAUCAUAUGGUUAAUUUAACAAACGAACAAAGGAAGAUCUUUUACUUAUACUGUAGAGUCAUCGUAAGAAAUAACAUAUUCUCGAAAAAUAUUUACUUUUAAUCGAACAAAGCAUAGAAAACUCAAUAUUAAAGUACCAUAAAAUUUAAUUACAAAUGACUAGAAAGACUCGUCGCAGAAUACUAUUUUGGUUUCACUAUAUUCAAUCAGAAUCGAAUUACUUGCGAAUGUGUAGCUAUGAAUAGGAUAAUUUAUAAACUGUUUGAAUAUUUAGAUAAGAAUCCAAUACACAUAUACGUGUAGGUUGUGACUUUGUUUUAAAGUUGGUUUAACGCUGAGCAAGGUAUCUAGUAAUAUUAAAAAAUAAUUGUAUAUAUUUAUUAUCAUUUUCGUAAAACUUUUAAGGGGGCACAACGUUUGGCGAUUUGCGAUAAUCAAUAGCACGCUUUUCGAUACCGUGUUUUGUUUUGCUACUCGUUUGUUAAGAAGUCGUCUAUUUCGGAAGUAUAGUUCAUUGUCAUUCUCCAUGCGUAAGUAGAAGAUGAAGUAUGGAACUCUGCGCGUUGUUAAAGAUAAUUACAAGAAGGUGUAAACAAAAAAAAGCUUUCUAAACAAGCUCUUGCUAUGGAUAGGCUCUCAGAAAGACUUUAUACGUUUAUUUAAGGACAAGACUGAAGAUAAUAUGUAUGAAAACCAAUUUAUUAAGUAACUCUUCUGAAAAAGAUAAACAAGUUUUUCCAUUCUACCAUUCUCUUAGAUCAAUUCUAUAAUAUCAUAGAGAUUAAUGAAAAAUAACAUAACACAUAUUCUAAUAUAAUAGUAUUAUACUAUGUAUCUAAGAGAGAUGGAAUUACAACUGCUUUCAUA
Wasmannia auropunctata (little fire ant) is the source of this 3481-nucleotide messenger RNA. RefSeq names its product signal peptide peptidase-like 3 (gene SppL). The record is from RefSeq and is a predicted model, not a curated record. The transcript is spliced from 6 exons. Gene Ontology annotation, cellular component: cytoplasmic side of endoplasmic reticulum membrane; lumenal side of endoplasmic reticulum membrane; Golgi-associated vesicle membrane. Lineage: Eukaryota; Metazoa; Arthropoda; Insecta; Hymenoptera; Formicidae. The coding region runs from base 917 to 2101 and encodes 394 amino acids. Gene Ontology annotation, molecular function: aspartic endopeptidase activity, intramembrane cleaving. Gene Ontology annotation, biological process: membrane protein proteolysis.